Messenger RNA from Phlebotomus argentipes, 5393 nucleotides. Its product is annotated as endoribonuclease Dcr-2. The record is from RefSeq and is a predicted model, not a curated record. Gene Ontology annotation, biological process: siRNA processing; pre-miRNA processing; rRNA processing. The transcript is spliced from 6 exons. NCBI's taxonomy places the organism in Eukaryota, Metazoa, Arthropoda, Insecta, Diptera, Psychodidae. The coding region runs from base 166 to 5070 and encodes 1634 amino acids. Gene Ontology annotation, cellular component: RISC complex; nucleus; cytoplasm. Gene Ontology annotation, molecular function: RNA binding; deoxyribonuclease I activity; protein binding.
UGUCAAUCCCUUUAGCCGGCGUCUAUCAGCCAAUCAUAAUCGUCCACAGCAUAAGAAAUGCAGUGAAAUGUUGUGAAAUAUGUUCAGUAGGUUUUGGACCAUUUCACAGUGCAAGUGUGAUUUUUGUUAGAGCAUUUCCAGAGAACUGAAAAAAGAGCAAUAACUAUGGAACAACAGGCAGAGACGGAGACCAAGUUGACUCCACGCCCUUAUCAGGAUCAAUUGAUAAGCGUGUGCAUGGAGAAGAAUACAAUUAUUUAUCUCCCGACGGGCGCGGGCAAGACGUUCAUCCCGCUGAUGGUGUUCACGCGGAAGUCCAAGGACUUUCAUCGCUCUAUGGCCAAUGGCGGCAAGCGUGGUGUCUUCCUGGCCAGCACGAAGGUGCUGGCGCGGCAGCAGAAGGAGUACUUUGAGCAGAACACGCAGUUCAAGGUGGCUGUGUUCACGGGCGACAUGAACGUCGAUGUGUGGGGACAGCAGCGCUGGCGCAACGAGUUCGAGAACAAUAACAUUGUUGUGGCCACUUAUCAGAUUGUCCUUGACGUGAUACGCCAUGGAUUCCUCAAGCUAGAGAACAUAAAUGUGAUUGUGUUCGAUGAAUGUCACAAUGCGCAGGGCGAGCAUCCCAUCGUGGAGCUCAUGAAGCAAUUCGUGGACGUGCCUGUGCACAAGCAGCCACGCGUGAUUGGACUCACGGGAAUGUUGUUGCCGAGCAGUCGCGUGGAGACGUUGAGCACGGAUCUGGAGGCGCUCGAGAAGUGCAUGAGAUCAACAGUCGCCACUGUUGCGACCAUUGAAGACUAUGAGAAUGUUUUGGUGUUCGCGACGAAUCCAGUGGAACAGAUGGUCACGUAUUUUAUACAGAGUCCUGAUGAUGACAAAUUGAGUCGAAUUGAGUGCCUUGUGAAUAAGUUUUGUACAGAAAUUGAUCACUUUAAGCUGGAUCAUGAGGUGAAGAAAAUGAGCGAGAUGGAUGGCGAGAAGCAGUCCACGAAGAAGAAAUUGAAGCAACUCUGGCAGGAUUUCAAUUAUCAAAUGAAAGAUCUUGGACUUUAUGGAGCAUCGCUGGCGAUUCUGGGUUUGAUUGUGGAGUUUGAUCUUAAGAAACGGUCCUCAGUAACGCACAGCAAGAGAUCACUGUAUCGCGCUUCAAUAAAAAAUGCUGAGUUAGUUCGUCACAUUCUGGUGCAAAUGAUGGGCGAACAGGAUUGUCCAACUCAUGAGUUCAUCAUGCGACAUGCGUCGGACAAACUCAAGACGCUGCUGCAGAGUAUUCAGAGUAUUUUAUGUAAUGCUUCAUCCGAACAGAAACUCUGUGGUCUGGUUUUUGUUCAGCGACGUUCAUCGGCAAAGUGCAUUUUUCACAUUCUGAGGAAUUAUGCAGAAUCCAAGGAAGAUUUUGCGAUUGCGCCGGACUUUCUUGUGGGUGACAAUUCCUUCAUGCAAGCGGAACUUGAGGUGUUGCUGCAGAACAAUUGGGAUCGUCAGGUAUUGAAGAAGUUCAAGAAGAACGAAGUGAAUCUAAUCGUAUCGACGGCUGUCCUGGAAGAGGGUGUGGACUUGCGGAAUUGCAACUUUGUCAUCAACUAUGAUAUGCCUCACACGUUCCGUGCGUAUGUACAGCGCAAGGGUCGUGCACGAUCUGCAUCCAGCAUUCAUCUACUGAUGAUGGAGCAGUCGGAGAAGCCAAAAUUGCUUGGACAGAUCAACAAGUACCAUAUAAUAGAUGCGGCAAUGAAGAGGUUGCUGAUUGGCAAGUGUGUGGACAGAGAUUUGCCAUCUGCUGAAGAGAUUGACAAUGAUAUGCGAGGGGAUCUGAAGGUGUUUACGACACCAAAGGGGGCCAAAUUGACGGAUACGUCAGCGAUUGCACUGUUGAAUCGCUACUGUACCACACUGCCGCAGGACGGUUUCACCGUGGCAGCGCCAGAUUUGCAGUGUGAGGAACUAAUGAUCAAAGGCGUGAAAAAGUAUCGCAUUUCGCUCACAUUGCCGAGUCAAUCACCAGUCAAGGAUGAAAUUUAUAGUAAUGUUCUGAUGUCCAAGAAGCAUGCAAAGAGAUCCGUGGCUUUCAAGGCGUGCAUUGCAUUGUAUGAGAAAGGAGAACUAGGUGAGAAUCUCUUGCCCAUCAGUCCAACCAUGAUUCUAACGAAUCUCCAGAGUGUCUACUUUCCGCACUGGCAGAAGUACAAGACAGGUAACAACAAAGAGGAUGGCACGAAGAAGAAGAAGCGCUACUGCGAUAUCAACUAUCCGGUGCAAUUGAGCAAGUGUCAGCCAGAGGAAGGAAAGUCGUGCUUCCUCUACAUCAUCCACACGGUGUCUGAUCUGAAUGAGAAAAGUGGCUCAAAAGUCGACACGAAUGUCGCUGUCUUCAACAAGCUCUUCAGACAGGAUCGCAAUUAUGCCAUUCUCACCACGAAGCCUUUGCCACCUUUGGCUGCCAUGAAUUUCUUCCUCACUGAUGGACGUGUAAUGGUGAAAAUCGAUCAGAGACCCGUGGAGAAUGUCGUGCUGACUGAAGAGGAUUUGAAUUGUCUGAGGAAAUUUCAUAUUGUCGUCUUUCGCGAUGUUCUCAAUACAAUGAAAACGAAGACAUUCCUUGCGAUGGACUUCACGAACACCAAUAAUUCCAUUCUCAUUGUGCCGAUGAUUGGUCGUCGCAUUGAUAUGGAUCUCGUGAAGAAAUUCCAAGAGAUGCCCGCUGUGAAGAAGACGACGGAGAAUGAGCGUCAGCAACAGAGAUUUGAGCCGAAAGAUUGGUUACACUCUGUUAUCAGUCCGUGGUAUCGAAGUGAUGGCAAUCAGCGCUAUGUGGUGACGAAAGUGGAGAAGCAUUUGACGCCAGAAAGUGCCUUUCCGAACACCAUGAAAGCGUCCACUUAUGCUGCAUAUUAUGAGAAUGAGUAUGACUUGUAUGUGGUUAAUGACCAACAAUUCUUGAUUGAAGUCAAAGGCAUCACUAAUGAUUUGAUGCUGCUGAAUCCGGGCAUGAGUGACAGGGGAAGUAAGAAGCAAGUGAAGCGAUCUAUGAAGGAGAUUCUUGUGCCGGAAUUGUGUCAUAACUUUGGAUUUCCCGCGUCAAUGUGGCUCAAGGCGCUGGUGCUGCCGAAUGUGCUGUACAGAAUGCGCUUUAUGCUGCACGCUGACAAUAUCAGAAAGACAAUUGAUCGGUAUUUGGGUGUGGAGAGUGCCACAGAGUUGGAUGCUUUAUUUGUGGAUGAGCAUAAGUUGAAGGUGCCUAAAGAAACGCCAACCAGUCGAUCAAUCUUCGGUCCAGUUGACGAUGUUGUGGUGCAGGUGGAGAAUAAAGCCGGUGACACUCUGGCAGACAUACUGGACAACAUCUUCACGGAUCACAGACCACCAAUGGAUGUGCAUCGCAACUGGGAUAAGCUUCAUCAGGUCGAUCUGGAGUACUAUUUCUACUUCAUGUCGUUGAAUGAUGAGUAUGAGAGGGCAAAUACCAGGGGACGCACCAUGGCGGCUCUUCAGGGUGUCAGCAGUGGAAUGGAACAAUUCGCCAUCUGUGCCACACCAUAUGAGGAGGCCUUCAACAUUGCCCUGCUGAAGAUGGAGCACAGUGGGACCGUGGGACCGCAGCAGAGGGACGUUCUAUGUGCCAUCACGGCGUCCGUAGCGCAGGAAGUGUUUGAUAUGGAGAGAUAUGAAGUACUCGGUGAUGCUUUCCUCAAGUUCACCACGAGUCUCUACUUGCUGCAGAAGCACACGGAGUGGCACGAGGGCUAUCUGACAACGUGCAAGGGUCAGAUUGUGGGCAAUCGCAAUCUGUACUACUGCGGCGCUGACUGUGGCAUAGCGGGCGUGAUCAAUGUGUCACCGUUCAGUGUGAGUGACUUCAUUGUGCCACACAUGAAUGUGCCACAAGAGAUUGUGCAGACGGUGGAGGAGUUGCAAAUCACACCGAAUGCGAUCUUCAAGGUUCUGUGCUCUGACUGGGAAGUGAUGAAUGGAAGGAUGGAUUUGGCUAAUCUUGGCACACUUCUGGAGACGUUCAGUCGUGAACAGAAGGCCAUCGCGGAUGAAGAUUAUUCCACAAAAGUUUUCCUUGGCAAGCAUCGCAUCAGCGAUAAGACAGUGUCAGAUGCCAUUGAAGCCAUUCUAGGUGUUUGGGUGGCAACAAUUGGCAUUCAGAAGUCCUUCAAGCUGCUCAAUUUCUUCCACAUUCUACCGAGGGAUUUGGAUAUGGAGAAUUUGCUGCGCAAUCAGCAAAUUGAGCCAAAAUUGUCACCAAACAUCACAGCUGAAGACAUUGAUAGUCAUCUGAUAAAUCCGCAUGAUUUCCAGCAACGCCUGGGAUAUCAGUUCAGAGAUCGUGCCUAUCUUCUACAGGCGCUUACGCAUCCUUCCUAUCCAGCAAAUCGCGCCACAGGAUGCUAUCAGAAGUUGGAAUUUCUGGGCGAUGCAGUGCUGGACAUUAUCAUAACGUCGUACAUCUUUGAGAAGUGUCGCGAUUUGGAUCCAGGAAAGAUGACAGACUUGAGAUCUGCUCUGGUGAAUAACAUCACAUUGGCGUGCGUGUGUGUGCGUAAUAACUUCCAUUUGCACAUGCUGCAUCAGAGUCCAGCGCUUCAGGAGAAGGCCAAAGAGUUUGCUGAAUAUCAGAGACUGAAUCAGUACAAGGUGACGGAGCACGUGUUGCGCAUCAAAGAGGAGGACGGAACGAUUAUGGCAGACUCGGUGGAUGUUCCCAAGACAUUGGGUGACAUUGUGGAAGCGCUGCUCGGCGCUGUGUUUCUGGACUCUGGCAAUGACAUGCAGGCUGUCUGGCGUGUUAUUGUGCAUCUUAUGGGCCAGGAGAUCCUUCAGUUUGCCGCCAAUGUGCCAAUCAAUGCCGUGCGCAAGCUGUACGAGUGGUCAGGAGCUGCUCCACAGUUCAGUGAGCCUUCGGUGAAUCCGGAGAAGGACACAAUUUCGGUUUCGGUGAAAUUUGUGUGUGGACAAAAGUGGAUGGAGGCUCAUGGUUUUGGUGUUAAUCGGAAGAAUGCCAAGAGAGCAGCGGCAAAUGCUGCCUUGGAGCAGUUGGAGAAAAAUCAGAGGAACGGUUAAAUCCCAACGUUUGUUCUUAUGAUUCACAGAUCUUUGCGCAACCAAUCGAAUUGCAGCAUCCCAAAAUUGUUAUGUAUGAAAUGAUAUUGUCUAGAAAUUGUAAUGUAGUUCCCUUUUUAAUUGCAUUUAUGUUACUUCAAUAAUUAUCUCGUAAUCUGUUAUGGAAACACUUGAUGGAACUGCCAAACAUUGCAUUAAGACGUUGUCCUUUUCCUGGGAACUUCCCGUGUUUUUCUCCUUAUCUCUUAAUCUAUUAUAUUAGUUUAUGUGGUAUUAGAACACAAUAAAAUUCACAAAAGCAUCACGAAAUUUCGAUAAAAACA